This is a messenger RNA of Amphimedon queenslandica, 506 nucleotides long. Its product is annotated as pirin-like protein. The transcript has 6 exons. The coding region runs from base 117 to 506 and encodes 129 amino acids. Gene Ontology annotation, molecular function: quercetin 2,3-dioxygenase activity. Lineage: Eukaryota; Metazoa; Porifera; Demospongiae; Haplosclerida; Niphatidae. Gene Ontology annotation, biological process: monocyte differentiation. The record is from RefSeq and is a predicted model, not a curated record. Gene Ontology annotation, cellular component: nucleus.
GUAUUUGUUUUUAGUUACGAUCACUGGAUCCUUUUCUUUUAUUGGAUGAAUUCAAAGUAUGCAAACCAGCUGGUUUUCCCGAUCACCCUCACCGUGGCUUUGAAACGGUCACAUACAUGCUGCAAGGAUCAUUCAUGCAUGAAGACUUUUGUGGACACAAAGGAACCAUAAAUCCAGGAGAUCUACAGUGGAUGACUGCUGGUCGGGGUAUAGUGCAUUCUGAAAUGCCAGCUGGUGAUGGAGAUAAUGUGGGACUACAACUGUGGAUAAAUUUAAAGAAGAAAGAUAAAAUGGUUGAGCCACGCUAUCAAGAAUUAUUAAAUAAAGACAUACCAUCUGUCAGUAAAGAUGGAGUUCAUGUAACAGUAAUUGCUGGAGAUUCACUUGGAGCUAGUUCUCCUGUGCGUACAUUAACUCCAACUGUUUAUCUUGAUUUUAAGAUGGACAAAGGAAGUCAUCUUUCCCAGCCUGUUACUGAAGAAAAGUUCGAUAAAGAUGGACAUUAA